Messenger RNA from Hippocampus zosterae (dwarf seahorse), 1788 nucleotides. RefSeq lists its product as uncharacterized. The record is from RefSeq and is a predicted model, not a curated record. The coding region runs from base 118 to 651 and encodes 177 amino acids. The transcript is spliced from 2 exons. NCBI's taxonomy places the organism in Eukaryota, Metazoa, Chordata, Actinopteri, Syngnathiformes, Syngnathidae.
GCUUAGAUUGGUCGACUUCACCAAGCUGCUUCCGGACACUAAAGCGUUGAGUGAGUUUUGUCGGAAAGUAACUUGUCAGCUAUUGCGCAUAUCUGCACUUUGAUUAUUUGUCUUUUCAUGGCGAAGAGGCACGCUGACAACACUUUAUUUUCCCAAUCACCCGCUAAGAAAAAAAUCCGGUCCCUUUGUCGUGUUGUUGAUUUACACCUCGAGAGCAUGGCUGUGUACGGGGGCGUGAGCCCAUCGUGCAAGCUAGCUUUGUUGAAUGAUCGUUGCAGAAAAAGACGACAUAGUUUAGGAAUUUCAGAUGUUGCACAAGAAGAAGCGCCUCUGCAUCUCAAGGCGGCAAACCCAGACGCGCUCAAGGAGAGUAUGUCUCAUCCGCACACAUGCGGUCGUUAUCAUGAAUAUCUGGACUCCACCACGGCCAGAAAACGACGCCGAGAAGAAUCGGUGGGAUUAGGGACUGCCGCUGCUAAGGUUUACGAUGAAACAGACGCCGAUAAUGAAGAUUGCACUUACAACUCAUUUCAGUACUGGAAGGUCCCUUUGCCUCAACUCGACCUUUCGCUCCUGGAGGAAACCACAGAACGGUGCCAAAUAAAACACAAUUUAAUUGUCAGAAACGCUUUGGAUGCAAUGGAGACUUGAAAUCCAACACUUAAGGGAGCAAACUUAAAGCACAGAUUGUUGGAAAAAUAUGAAUAUAAUUGUCAAUGUCAAUUUAUUGAAACGCAAAGCGAUACAGAUAUUCUUUGACCUGGUGACCAAAGCUUUUUUCCCUUCAAGAAGUUGUUUUAAUGGAAAGCCAUUUGAUCAUUUAUUCAUAUCCUAUGAUCUCCGCCUUCACAAGCAAAACAGUUUAGUGUAUUCGUCAAACUUCUAUGUCUUACACAUACAGUAUAUGUUUUUACACUACUCCUUUCUACUACUGAAUUACAUUUAUGUUUACUCGAAGGACAACUUUGGCAUAUUAGAAGAACAAGCACGUUACUCUAAUGUGGCAGAUUUGUCAUUGACACCUUUGUGGUGCUACAACCAACUAGUAGAAUUUUACAACAUCACUAGUACUGUAUUGGAAAAACAACUAAAAAUGUAGCCUCUUAAAAUAAACAACACAUCGACACUUGGCCUUCAGGUUCCUCUACCAGCAUUGUAAAGACUGAAUGGAAUUCGGGCAUGCGCUGUCCAAUAUAUCCCGUGUGCAUGACCUGAUUAGACCUGCAAAGACGAGAGGCAAAACUUCUAAGUCUGAGCAUCUAAGUCUCAGAAUCAUCCAGCUGUGAUUGAUUAAAUACAAUGAAAAUGAAAUGACUUGAACAAAGGAGAAUAUUCAAAAGCACUGUCACUAGUAGGAGGAUUAUUAGUUGGACUAUUAUUUGCAUACAGUUGUCAACUAGUGCACAGUUUUCACUUCCUAAAACUUGUAGUAACAGAGUUGCCCUAGUAUGCCAAUGUUGUCCUACAAGUGAAGACAAAGAGCAGAGAGGUAUCUUGUUUUUGGCCAUCACAUUCAGCAGUGUCCUGUUUUUUGACAUGUAGUGGUUUUGUACAUGUUGGAGAAAUGUGAAUCAGUGCACCUGUUCAGAUGUUUUAUAGUCUACAUCAGGGGUCACCAACGUUGUGCCCAUGGACACCAGGUAGUCCCCAAGGACCACAUGAGUAGCUGCAGGCCUGUUCUGAAAAUAGCUCUCCUGGAAUGGGACAUUGUGAAUUCCUAGAAAUGUUGAAGUAAUCAUUUGAAAAUGUCAACACUGCAGAGAUGAAUGGAAAUAAAGUGUUUUACUG